AUGGGCGGUAAACAAGCAAAACCAGUCUCAACUGAACUCACAGACAAACAAAUUGCUUUACUUAAAGCAAAUACCAAAUUUACUGAAAAAGAAAUUCGCGAAUGGCAUGCGGGCUUUAUUCGUGAUUGUCCUAGUGGCAAACUUGACAAGAAGAAAUUUGUCGAAGUUUACAAACAAUUCUAUCCACAAGGCAAACCAGAAAACUUUUGCAAAUAUGCUUUCGAUACUUUCGAUUCCAAUAAUGAUGGUGCAAUAAGCUUUGAAGAAUUUCUUAUAGCCAUUUCAGCUACAAGUCAGGGUAAUCUUGAUGAUCGUCUUGCCGUUGCUUUUGAUAUGUAUGAUAUUUCGGAUGAUGGAGUAAUUGAUCAAGCAGAAUUAACGAAAUUGAUUAUUGCUAUGUAUGAUCUUGUUGGUGAAACUAAUCGUAAAGGUGAUCAUGAUCCAAAAAAACGUGCUGCAGAUAUUAUAGCACAACUUGAUGUUACUGGUGAUAAAAAAUUAACGAAAGCAGAGUUUGUUAGCGGAUGCAAAUCUGAUCCAAUCAUUCGUAGAUUACUGGCUCCCAACGCCUAA
This is a messenger RNA of Rotaria sordida, 573 nucleotides long. Lineage: Eukaryota; Metazoa; Rotifera; Eurotatoria; Philodinida; Philodinidae. The record is from the annotation of a GenBank genome assembly.